Messenger RNA from Xenia sp. Carnegie-2017, 1665 nucleotides. RefSeq lists its product as uncharacterized. Bases 65 to 1009 code for a protein of 314 amino acids. The record is from RefSeq and is a predicted model, not a curated record. The transcript has 3 exons. NCBI's taxonomy places the organism in Eukaryota, Metazoa, Cnidaria, Anthozoa, Malacalcyonacea, Xeniidae.
AUCGCCGAUGAAAACUAAAAUUUAUUCAGAAUAGUUGAACUCAGUUGAAAGUACCACGAAGGAAAUGAAAAAAGAAAAUUUGCUAAUAUUUUUCAUGUGUUAUGUGAAAGUCUAUCAAAGUGCAUCAUCUACGAAUGUUAUCGAUCAUUUCUUAGGAAUAGUCGAUACAAACAAUUUUGUCGAGAAAAGUAAUUCAAUCGUGGAUGGCGGAGUUUUUGUACCUUACAAAUCAACAUCAAUCGUAUAUAAGUCAAGAUUGGUACCAGUUACGUAUGGUUUUAUUAUAAAAAAGGAAACUUUGCUGGACAAUCCAGCUUUAUAUAAACUGGGUGUAAAAAUUCUUGAUGAAAAAGUUCAGACAACUUUUACAAAUGCAACGAACAACGCAGAGGAUAAAGCAAUUAAGAAGACUGAUCAAAAGAUACAUAAUAACGAUGCAAUUCUUGAAGCUAAAUCUAACUGUAGGUUCGGAUCAAGGAUGUUAAGACUUCUAGAAAAGCUAAACCAAGACGUGAAAAUGAUCAAGGAAGCAAUAGCAAAGAAUCAUACAGAGAAUUCUAGCCAAGGAACAACAAAUGACGAUUCUUUGAUACUUCAACCCGAACAAGAAGUGUCAGAAAACAAGGGAAUGUUGGAGAAAGAACCAAAAAAAGACACAAAUUUAGUUAAAAUCGAUUUAAUGAAAAGAUACAAAGAAUGUAGAAUAUCACACACGAGGAAACAAUGUUCUAGAUAUCAAAAUACUAAACAUCAAAAAAUAAUUAAGAAAGGGUCGAAACAAAUUAUUGAUAGGAAUCAUGGAACAAAAAAACGCCAGAAACUAAGUAUUGAUAGCAAUCAUGGAGGACAAAAAAACGCCAGAAACAAAGGAUUAAAUCAUGGUUUGCCACACUUUGCAAGACAUCAAACAAACCGUUUGUUGAAGCACCCAAAUCGAAAAUCAAAAGUUACAACUAAUGUUCACAAAAAACUUCUAACAAAAAACAAGGAAGAAGGUAAAAGACCUUAAGAAGAAAGGACGUCCAACCAACGUUAUAAAAAUUUAAUGACAAACACACAAAUAAAAGAAACGAGUUAAACACGCAAGUUAAUGUACCGAAAAAAAAACGGUAUUUAAUGACAGUACAACAAAAUUCAUCGUACCAACUAACCUGCCAGUAUUUUAUUCUAUCCAUGUCGUUAUGUUGAUUGUUUUUGCAAUGAAAGCAAACAUAUUCGCACAAUCAUCUAUCUAAGAUAAAAAUAAUACUUUUACUUGAAAAGGUCCUAAAGCUAAAAUAUUGUACAUUAAUAACAUAUUUGUACCCUUUUUAAAGUUGGUUUUCCCGCACCGUGUCCAGCUUUUGUGUCCACUAAAAUCAACAGCGGAUUGCUCUGAAGAAACAUUAAAACUGGUUGAGAAAACCUUCGUUGUUACAACCAUCAAAAAAAUUAUUGACAAAAAUAUCCUUACUUGAAUCUCCUGGCUGCCCAUAAUAUACUGCAGUUGCGCUAUGUAUUUAUAAGAAUGCAAAGGAACAACGCGAUCAUCGUGGUCAGCCGUCAUCAACAAGACUGAGGGAUAUUGAACGCCAGUUUCUGGUAUUUUGAUAUUAUGUAACGGAGAAUAGCUAAACAAAUAAUUACACAAUUUUUUCUACGAACUUAAAACAUUGAGUUUUAAAA